AUGAAGCGCGCCAGGAGUCCAUCACCACAGGAGUUACGAGCCAGAGCCUUGCCAAAUUCUUUGCUUAGUGAGUGGAAGCUUCUUCACGGCUCCGUUUUGGCGUUGUUGCCGUCUGCCGAUGCGGUGCGGCGCUCGCUGUUUGGCGUUCCUGGAAAGGGCCUGCACCUCAAGGUGGCCGCCUUUGACUUGGACGACACACUCAUUCUGCCGCGGAGCGGGGCGGUGUUUCCUCGCGACAGCCCCACGGACUGGAGGUGGUUGCUGCCGGUCGUGCCGCAGUACCUGCGGCUGUUGUACGAUGCGGGCUUCAUGGUUGUCAUCCUGAGCAACCAGGCCGGUAUCGGGGGGAAGGCGUGGAAUGAGAAGAAGGCGGAGAGCGUCAAGCAGAAGAUUGUCAACAUGAGCGAGGCACUUGCGCUGCCGUUGACCGUCUUUCUUGCCACGAAGGAGGACGUCUGGCGCAAGCCGAACGUGGGAAUGUGGGGACUGCUCCAGGACCACGCGAGUGCCGCCGUGUCGGAGAAGCUGCUUGUGGCCCGCGACCCUCCUGGGUGCGCCCUCUACGUGGGAGACGCCGCUGGGCGCAAGACCCCCACCUUGGCGGGGCGAAAGAAGGACUUUAGUUGCUCCGACCGCAAGUUUGCCUUCAAUGCCGAUGUGCCGUUUCUUACGCCGGAGCAGCUCUACCGCUGCCCGCCGACGGAACUGUUUGACGGCGACGGCGCCAGCGCGCCAAAGGCAGCGGGGAAAGUCAUCUCCAAGCGUCUCCUAGCGGCGGCGGCUGCACCGUGCGAGGUGGACUGGGGCGGCCUGGGCCCCAGUGAGCUUGAAAAUCUGCCGUCGUCGUACGAACACCUCACGCUUCACCGCAUCAACGCGGAAGGUGAGCGGUGCAGCUUUGCGACGUCCGCCCCCGCGGUGUUCCACAGGACGGCGCAGGAGAUGGUGAUAUUCGUGGGAUACCCUGGCUGCGGCAAGACGACGUUUUUUAGCCGCUUUUUACGGCCGGCUGGCUACAUCCACAUUAACCGCGACACCCUCAAGACAAAGGCGAAGUGCUUGUCGGAGUCCGCAAGGUGGUGGGACGCCGGCAAAAGUGUUGUCGUGGAUAACACAAACCCGUCGCAUGCCGACUGUAUGGAGUUUAUCGCUCUCGUGCGGCGUUCGUGUCCGGGACGGACGCCACUGCCGGUACGCGUGUUUGUCUUUCAGGCCUCGAAGGCGUUGGCGAUGCACAUGUCGAACGUUCGUGCCCGGCUUGGCCUUUCGCCGCCCAUCGGCCGGAUUGCGUACAACGUGUUUCAGUCAAAACAUGAGGCCUGGACACCGGCAUCCGUGAAGGCGGCGAAUGUCGAGGAAGUGCUCGAGAUACCGCCGGUGGCCUGCUUCGAUGGCCUGCAAGAGGGCAUGCGGCGGGAGUUUUUUUUGCUGUCGUGA
Molecule: messenger RNA, 1437 nt
Organism: Trypanosoma conorhini
Lineage: Eukaryota; Euglenozoa; Kinetoplastea; Trypanosomatida; Trypanosomatidae
Product: putative polynucleotide kinase 3'-phosphatase
Exons: 1
Coding region: 1-1437 (478 amino acids)
Biological process (GO): DNA repair
Molecular function (GO): ATP-dependent polydeoxyribonucleotide 5'-hydroxyl-kinase activity; polynucleotide 3'-phosphatase activity; double-stranded DNA binding
Source: RefSeq, a predicted model, not a curated record